AUGCCCAAAGCCUCAAAACCGAUGGCGACAACUUCAAGGCCAACGACGCGACGGUCAACCCGUAACAGUCAGAAAAGCUCUACCAACGCUGUGGCGGGGAAGAGUGAUGUAUAUGUAGAAAUACCAGAGCGAGCGAGCAAACGACGCAGGGUGGCGGAGGAUGUACCAACCGUUUCAGACACUUCCAGGCCAUGUAACAGUGAAAUGAAGGCCAGCAAGCUUGCCACGAGUGCCACCGCUCUUCGCCGAUCUCAACGCGCAGCACCGGGGGAUGUUGCGAAUCGAGAAGAAGUCCUGACGAGACGAGAACAGGAGCUCAAACAGCGAACGGACGAGAUUGAGAAACGAAUUCGAUGGCUUCAACAGAAGGAAGACCAAGUGGCUUCCAUGGCACAAUGUAUAGAAGAGCGAGAGGCAAAGGCCGCGCUAGCCAUGUUGGAAGAACACUUUACGUGUCCGCUAUGUUACGAAAUUAUGGCGCAUCCGUAUACUCUGAAUCCCGGCCAAUGCGGCCACACGUUUUGCUCUCUGUGUAUCAUCAAAUGGUUCUUCUCUCGUCUCCACAGAGCCUGUGGCGGUUGGCACGAAUCCGUAGAUUGUCCCAUUUGCCGCAGCCUUCUGGUUAUAACGCCUGAGCGCACUCCUCGUCUGGACGUCACUUUCCCGUUUGUCCCCAACCGUACCGCCGAUUCUGUUAUCAAGUCCUUAGUGGAGAAGGUAUCACACAUGGAUCCAUCUGGUUCUGGUUCUGUAAUCAAGACCGAGGAGCGCGAGCUGAGCUGGGGGGCCGCAUCUCAUUCCAAGAAAGCUCAAACGAAGGAAGAAGACGACUCCGACGCGGACUCCGGUAUAUCUGCCUGGAGGCAAGGACUGUCUUACGUUGAGUGGCUUAAACGGGAUAGGCGAGUAUCCCCCGCCGCUUCUGUACUAUACCUUGCUCAUCAUAGUGCGGUUUGCAGAGAAGGAUACAAGGAAAUGAAUUACUUGGCGAGCAACUGGACUACACUCAAAACCGAAUACUUCGUUGAACUGAAACAGAGGCUUGGCGUCUAA
Molecule: messenger RNA, 1053 nt
Organism: Pleurotus ostreatus (oyster mushroom)
Lineage: Eukaryota; Fungi; Basidiomycota; Agaricomycetes; Agaricales; Pleurotaceae
Exons: 3
Coding region: 1-1053 (350 amino acids)
Source: RefSeq, a predicted model, not a curated record